CUUCGUACGGCCUGCUGAACUUAUCCACGAAAGAGGGGAGGCCAACAAAUUUCCCAAAUCCUUUUAGUCGCAUAUUGGAUGGCAUGCAUUGAUUUAAAACAGUGAAUUUAUUGCUAAGAAGUUUUUCUUUCUCUGUCGGGUAAUGAGCCAAGAAAGAGAGACAUUUUUGCAAAACACGAAAGUUUAGAAACAUAUUGUUCACCCCCCUACAGAGAAAGUGGUAUGUUCCGGUAACUUUUUGUGACGGGAAAAACCUGGGAAAAAUAUAUAAUAUAUAUAUAUAUACUGUAUGUAUAUAUAUAUAUAUCAUAUAUCAUAUUUUCGAGUUUGUUGUGAAAUGGCGCACGCAAGAGUUGAGGAACAGGACCAGUUUAACUGCGCAAUCUGUCAGGAGGAGCUGAAGGACCCGGUGACGCUUCCUUGUGGCCACAAUUUCUGCAAAGCCUGCAUUAAUGGCUAUUGGGACCAGGGCGUGUAUGUCUGCUCUCAGUGCAGGCAGAGCUUCACUAGGAGGCUCGUCCUGGGCACGAACACGAUGCUGGUCUACGCGAUGGAUAAAAUAAAACAGACCGCGAUCCGUGCAGCUUCUGCGCCGAGAGCCGAGAGUCAGAAUGUCAGCAGAUCAGAAGAUCAGAGUGAGCUGAAAUCGUCUGCAAAGACCAUGAAGCUGACCUUAAAGAAAUAUCAGGAAGUGUUUGCUAAAAUGAAGGCCAUGGCGUUCAAUAUAUACAGCAUUCUGCAGAAGAGUAUUGAGAGUCAGAGUCAGGCUCCCAACGCAGCGUCCACACCACAGGCUGCUCCAGCUCCCGAACCCUCUGUGGUGGUAAAGGAUGAUGACGAGGACAACGACGAGGACGACGAGGAUGCAUAGCGCAUUAAGGCCCAGAGGGUGCAGGAGUACGCUGUAGCACCAAUAAAAAUUUUUUAUCAUAAA
This is a messenger RNA of Silurus meridionalis, 934 nucleotides long. RefSeq names its product tripartite motif-containing protein 65-like. The coding region runs from base 290 to 871 and encodes 193 amino acids. The record is from RefSeq and is a predicted model, not a curated record. The transcript has 4 exons. Lineage: Eukaryota; Metazoa; Chordata; Actinopteri; Siluriformes; Siluridae.